Messenger RNA from Hansenula ciferrii, 1710 nucleotides. RefSeq names its product polyamine transporter TPO1 (gene TPO1). The record is from RefSeq and is a predicted model, not a curated record. Gene Ontology annotation, biological process: transmembrane transport. The transcript has a single exon. Gene Ontology annotation, molecular function: transmembrane transporter activity. Lineage: Eukaryota; Fungi; Ascomycota; Saccharomycetes; Phaffomycetales; Wickerhamomycetaceae. The coding region runs from base 1 to 1710 and encodes 569 amino acids.
AUGUCAGACUCAACUACCAACACACAACCUUUACAAAAGGAACAUUCAAAUGAAUCGUCAAUAUCACAAGCUGAAGUUCCACAACAAUUAAAUCAAAAUGAUAUCGAAGCUCAAAAAGUUGAAAAUGAUGGUUAUGGUGAUGAAUUAUCAAGAACAGAAUCAAAUAACACUGAAGCUAGUAGACAAUUAUCAAGAGCUUUAACUGGUGCUGAUGAUAUUCAAGAACAAUUAUCCAAACAAAAAACUCCACUACCCCCAAUGGGUCUUAAUAAAGAAAUCCCAACAGAUUAUCCAGAUCGUGAACCUUAUACCGUCAGUUAUAAUGGUCCUGAUGAUCCAUUACAUCCUCAUAAUUGGCCAUUAAAGAAAAAAAUAAUGACUUGUGCUAUCAUUGGUUAUUGUACAGGUUGUGUUGCUUGGGGUUCAUCAAUUUUUUCAUCUGCUACAUUAGUUGUUUCUGCUAAAUAUAAUGUUGGUUUAACUGUUUCUACAUUAGGUACUUCACUUUUCGUUUUAGGGUUUGCAUUAGGUCCAGUUGUUUAUGGUCCAUUAAGUGAAUUAUACGGUAGAAGAAGUGUCAUGUUGAUUUCAUUAUUAGGUUUUACACUUUUUCAAUUUGCCGUUGCAACAGCUGAAAAUCUACAAACUAUAUUGAUUUGUAGAGCUUUUGGUGGUAUGAUUGGUGCUGCUCCUUUAGUUGUCGUUCCUGCUUCAUUUGCUGAUUUAUUUGGUCCUCAAUCAAGAGGUAAAGCUAUUACUAUUUUCUCAAUGACUGUUUUCUGUCUACCAAUUAUUGCACCAGUUGCUGGUUCUUUUAUUGUUAAUAGUUAUUUAGGCUGGAGAUGGACUGAAUAUAUUACUGGUAUUAUGAUCGCGGCUGGUUUAGUUGUUGCUUGUGUGUUUUAUGAAGAAACUCAUCAUCCAGUUAUUUUAAGUUACAAAGCUAGAGAAUUGAAAAAUAGAACUGGUAAUUGGUUAAUUCAUGCUCCUCAUGAUGAAUUUCAAUUAUCAAUUAAAGAUAUUGUUGAAAAAAACAUUAAUAGACCAUUGAAAAUGUUAAUUACAGAACCAAUCCUUUUAUUAAUUUCAUUAUAUAAUGCAUUUAUUUAUGGUAUUCUAUACUUGUUAUUAUCUGCUUAUCCAAUCAUUUUUGCUGAAGGUUAUAGAAUGAAAGGUGGUGUUGCAGAAUUACCAUAUUUAGGUGUUGCAAUUGGUAUGGUUACAGGUGGUUGUUUCUGUUAUUUAAUGGAAGGUAAAUAUUUAAAAGCCAUGGCUAAUAAUGGUGGUAAACCAGUUCCAGAAGCAAGAUUAUUCCCAAUGUUUGGUGGUGCUAUUGCUUUCCCAGUUGGUAUCUUUUGGUUAACAUGGACUGGUAAUUAUCAUGAAAAAGUUCAUUGGAUGGCACCAACUGCUUCAGGUGUUUUCACAGGUUUUGGUUUAAUUACAAUUUUCAAUGCAUCAAUUAAUUAUUUAAUUGAUUCUUAUUUAAUUUUUGCUGCAUCUGCCUUAGCUGCUAAUGCAUUUUUAAGAGCUGCAUUUGCUUGUGCUUUCCCAUUGUUUGCAACUCAAAUGUUCCAUAAUUUAGGUACUAAUUGGGCUGGUCUUUUAUUAGCUUGUGUUGGUUUUGCUUUAUUACCAGUUCCUUUCUUAUUCUAUAGAUUUGGUAAAAGAAUAAGAGGUAAAUCAAAAUUUGCUUUUGUUUUAUCAUAG